AUGGAAUGCACCAAGAGAAGUCUUUUCCUGGUUUUCACCAUCUCUUUUACAAUAUAUUUGAUUUCCUAUUUUUAUACUUCUCACCUUGCUGCUCGACCUAAAAGUAAUGAUCUUCACAUGGAAAGUGAAAAGAGUUUACUUAGAAAAUUAUCGACACAUUUCAAACAAAUCUCAGGGAAACAAAACGGAGAACUACCACCUGAAAAUGAGAAAUCUGGAAAUAAAGCCACACCCACACCUGAAAAUGAGAAAUCUGGGAAUAAAGCCACAUCCACUCGAACACAGCUAUUUGCAUUCAUUAUUAAUGAAGAAGAGAAGUGUAAAGCUAGAACACCUUUCUUGGUAUUGCUGAUAUCAACAACAGCAACCGAGCUGCAGCACAGAAAUGCCAUCCGGAAGAGCUGGGGCAGCGAAGCCGCGGUUCCCGGCGCGGAUGUCGUUCGGCUGUUCAUGCUGGGCAGAGACGCCAAGGGUGACAACGGGGACGUUCUGCUGAGAGAAAGUGAGCAGUAUCACGACAUCAUCCAGCAGGACUUCCUGGACACUUACAACAACUUAACUCUUAAAACUCUGAUGGGCAUGAGCUGGGUGGCCACCUACUGCAGUGGCACGAGGUUUGCAAUGAAGACAGACAGUGACGUUUUUGUCAACACGAUGCACCUGAUUGAAAAGCUCCUCAGGCCUCUCCCACCUCUAACACAGAAUUAUUUCACAGGCCAUUUAAUGACAGGGCACAGCCCUAUUCGGAAUAAAGCCAGUAAAUGGUACAUAUCAGAAGAAGAAUUCCCAGAAAACAGAUACCACCCUUUCUGUUCGGGAACUGGCUACGUCUUUUCUGGAGACCUGGCUGCAAAAAUUGUAGAUGCUUCUUUAACGAUUAAACUUAUACAUUUGGAAGAUGUUUACGUAGGGUUUUGUCUUAAUGCAAAGGGCAUAGAAAUAGCACCACCUCCUUAUUCACUGUUUAACAUACACAAGGUCCCAUUUUCUCCUUGUGUGUACAAUAAACUAAUUACAUCUCAUUACAUUGAGCCACAUGAGCACAUAAUCUAUUGGGAAACACUGCAAGAGAAGAAACACACGUGUCAGGAAAGAAAGAUCCAUCCUGGAGCAUCCUAG
Molecule: messenger RNA, 1119 nt
Organism: Agelaius phoeniceus (red-winged blackbird)
Lineage: Eukaryota; Metazoa; Chordata; Aves; Passeriformes; Icteridae
Product: beta-1,3-galactosyltransferase 2-like
Biological process (GO): protein O-linked glycosylation
Cellular component (GO): Golgi membrane
Molecular function (GO): N-acetyl-beta-D-glucosaminide beta-(1,3)-galactosyltransferase activity
Source: RefSeq, a predicted model, not a curated record